AUGGCAACUACGGCGUCCGGAGAUCUUUGGCUGCAAUGGUUCACUUGCUGCGUAAAUCCGGCGGCUUCGAGUUCUCCACCGGCGGUCGCUCGUCACAAGGCGGCCCAGCACCGGCGGCGCAUCGACCGCGCUGCUAUCGGGCCACCGACGAAUUUCCAGCACACGGGGCACAUUGGUUCCGGCUCUGAAUUACUCAACGGAGCCCAUUUGACGGCUGUGCAGAAUCAAAUGCAAGGAAAGGGGGGAUAUGGGGCGGCUUCCUUCGGACUCAAGGCCUGUUAGCCGCCGUUUGCAUGAAUCCUUCUGGGCAGCAUUUGUUAUAUUUAAUUUGUUGAAUGAUAGAAAAGCGACGUCAAUUUGUAAAAAAGAUGAAUACUAUUUAUUUGUGUUGUGAAUAGUGUCUUAAGAACAGUAUUACAAGGAAGAGGAGUAUGUUAUUGUCAUAUUGUUGAUUUUAUCAAUCCUAACGUAUUGUUUAAUAUUAUUAUUAUUAAGAGUUUAGUUAAGGAGGAUUAAUAAGUGUAAUAGUUUUAUGCAGAAUUUGGUUAGCAUAUUUAAAACUAAGUGUAUAUAUUGAUGUUACAUUUAAUUGUGUGAUUGAGUGAAUGAGAAUUUUGUAAGGUAUAUUUGAGUUCUAUAUCUGCAAAUACAUCACAUGAAUAAAUAUUGCAAUGCGAAAAAAAUAUUUUUUUAGAAUAUUUGUAAUUGUAAAUUAACAAUAUUAUGUUUAGAAACUCCUGUGCCUCAAAUAUAUGCCCGAGAUGGAUGAACGUUACUUUGUGAGAUUAAUAAUAGUUUAAGCUAAAUUUUGCAAUAUAUUCAAGAACAUUAUUUAUUAUUCAGUAAUAUUCUUAGCAUUUUUUCUACUCAAAAUGACUGCAAAAGAUGUGUCUUAGCUUUCUUUAUUUAUCCUUUAAAAUAUUUUCUUUAUAGUGUGGUCGUUAUUUUUAUCC
Messenger RNA from Ctenocephalides felis (cat flea), 953 nucleotides. RefSeq names its product CDC42 small effector protein homolog. The coding region runs from base 1 to 282 and encodes 93 amino acids. Gene Ontology annotation, cellular component: plasma membrane. Gene Ontology annotation, molecular function: small GTPase binding. Gene Ontology annotation, biological process: regulation of Rho protein signal transduction. Lineage: Eukaryota; Metazoa; Arthropoda; Insecta; Siphonaptera; Pulicidae. The transcript has 2 exons. The record is from RefSeq and is a predicted model, not a curated record.